CUUGCCUGCGAGACAAAUUGACUCUGACACAUUGUCCUCCGUCUAUGUUUUUAGUUUAUGCCGUCCCUGUGUGGUCGUUCCAGUCACGCUGACCAGGCCUGAGUGGUCGUUGCACGGAGGUGCUGGACUGGGGACAGUGGCAGGCCCAGGGGUGGGGGCAUGGCCAUGGGGGGGCCGCAUCCCAUCCUCCACCCUGCACCGGGACAGACGCUGGGGUUGGGUGUCCUGGGGCGGGGGUUCAUCCAGAGGAGCUUCAAGACUGCCCGAGCUCAGACCCUGGCUGAGUGCAGGGGUGGACAUGGUGGGAGGAGGGGGAGGUGGUAUCUGUGCAGGAAGUGGACUGGAGAAAAGUGGCAGGGUCAGAUGUUCCCGGAGACUGUGGGUUCUCCUGGCCUCACUGGUUCUUGUCUUUCUUACCUCACUCUUUUUCUCUGUUUCGCUCCGUGGGGGCUCCGGAUUUAACUACCUGGAGCCGCCUGGGUGGGAAGAGUCGAGAAGAGUGAAACUGGUGCCCAGCUAUGUGGGCGCCCACCGGCUGUCAUCGCUCGACGUGGCGCAACAGAAGACUUGUGCCUGCCCACGCUGCGUAGGUGACCCUGGCGUUUCUGACUGGUUUGAUGAGAAUUAUGACCCGGAUAUCUCACCGGUCUGGACCAGGGACAACAUCCAGCUGCCCUCUGAUGUCUACUACUGGUGGGUGAUGCUGCAGCCACAGUUUAAACCCCACAGCAUCCAGCAGGUGCUGAUGAGGUUGUUCCAGGUGAUUCCUGGAAGGACGCCGUAUGGCUCAUGGGACCCGGGGCGUUGUCUGCGCUGUGCUGUGGUCGGGAAUUCCGGAAACUUGCGUGGGGCCGGUUAUGGAGCGACCAUUGACAGUCAUAACUACAUCAUGAGGAUAAACCUGGCCCCCACAGUGGGCUACGAGGAAGACGCUGGCAGCCGCACCACUCACCACUUCAUGUACCCGGAGAGUGCCAAGAACCUGGCGGCCAACGUCAGCUUCGUCCUGGUUCCUUUCAAAACACUGGAUCUAGUCUGGAUCACCAGCGCCCUGUCAACUGGACAGAUCCGAUUUACGUACGCGCCAGUGAAGCAGUUUCUCCGUGUGGAUAAAGACAAGGUCCAAAUUUUCAACCCAGCAUUCUUUAAAUACAUCCAUGACCGCUGGACGAGGCAUCAUGGACGCUACCCCUCCACAGGAAUGCUGGUGCUCUUCUUUGCCCUCCACGUCUGUGAUGAGGUGAAUGUAUUUGGUUUUGGAGCUGACAGACGGGGCAACUGGCACCACUACUGGGAGCAGAACCGCUACUCUGGAGAAUUCAGGAAGACCGGUGUUCACGAUGCUGACUAUGAAGCCCAGAUAAUCCAGCGACUGGCCAAAGCUGGCAAAAUCACUGUGUUCCCUGGGAAAUAAAGAAACUGGUUUGGCAUCAGACUUUGUACAAGCUCAGUAGAAGGUGUUAGAUUGUUAGCAGUGUGGGCACCCAUUUAAACAUGUUUUUGUACAACAAGAGUCGUAAUAGUUGCAGAUGUGACUUCAGUACAAGUGAAAAUACAUUUACUUUCCCAGUGUGGUGCCACAUAGCUCACCACUCAAGAAGCUGAGCUUUGAUUUGGUGUAGAGCAGCAACGUUGAGCUUCAAAUUGGACAAUAAAAUAAUUGGUUUAAAGUAGCUUUUAAGAUUUCAUCUUGGAAGAUGGGACAAUGAUCUUGUCCAAGGGGUGACUUCAACACAAGCCAACAAGCAAAACAACCAGUCACUAUUUAUAUGGACUGAGGCUGAUCUGGAGAGGGGACGUCCUGCUGGUGGAAUCUCUUUAGUGGAAAGUUGCUUUCUCCUGAAAAGAGCAGAGAAAUGGUGCACAGUUGCCCAUUUUUGGGAUUGAUGUUCCAACAGCCAUGUGAGAUUAAAGUCGAUCCUCACCAUCCCACCUGUGCACGUGGAGCGGUGUUACCUAUCACCAGGCUCUGCACGCAACGGUGAAGCUCUCUGCACAAACCUGGGACUCUGACAAGAAUCUUGACGUUCCUCUCACAUCAGGGUUCUCUGAAAGGUUUUCUUAUAAACAUGGGCAUUGACCAUCCUAGACAAAACAAUAAAACUUACAUCUUAUUUGCUAUCACCAUAAAGACAAAUGCUACAAGUGCAUAUUGAUGCUAAAAGGAGCUAUAAAACAAUAAGCUGAUGGGCGGUUGCCAUAGGUCCAUAUCAUGAAGUUGUCUUCUUCAGCCUGUGCACCACGCAACUGACUGACAGGAGAGGAGGAUCAAGACUCACACCUUUAGGCCAUUCUGACUGAGUCUGCAGCACUCCAGCGUGACAUUUAGCUUCUGUAGCCGUCCAGUACCUGGCCUGGUUUGGAAGAUGACUUUGUCAGCCUUGCUACAGUCUUUAUUCACACCCAUAUCCAGGGUAACUGUUCUGGAUCUGACUCUGUGUGAGACUUUAAUGAGGCCAGAAGUCCAUCUCAUGGGAUUUCAUGUUUUGAUGGUAGUGUGCCGAUUACCAGGCUGCUGUUGAAUCAGCAUAUGGUCUGACAGGAUUGGGUCUAAUUUUUGAGAGGACAGAUGGAAAACUGCAGCAUGAAGCCAGCGGCAUACACACAUCAUCAUUAUUUUUUAAGAACGAGGUAAACAAAAGUCCUGUUUAUGCAUCGAAAAUGCCUGCGUCUGCCUGAAGUGUUGGG
Messenger RNA from Thalassophryne amazonica, 2688 nucleotides. It is a transcript of the gene st3gal2, whose product is annotated as ST3 beta-galactoside alpha-2,3-sialyltransferase 2. The record is from RefSeq and is a predicted model, not a curated record. Gene Ontology annotation, molecular function: beta-galactoside (CMP) alpha-2,3-sialyltransferase activity. Bases 299 to 1414 code for a protein of 371 amino acids. The transcript is spliced from 7 exons. Lineage: Eukaryota; Metazoa; Chordata; Actinopteri; Batrachoidiformes; Batrachoididae.